Striga asiatica is the source of this 1086-nucleotide messenger RNA. The record is from the annotation of a GenBank genome assembly. Lineage: Eukaryota; Viridiplantae; Streptophyta; Magnoliopsida; Lamiales; Orobanchaceae.
UACGAUUUGUCAUCGAGCCCACUUAGUUCAAACUUCAUCGAUAAGUCACCACUUAUCGGCUCCAUAGCUCGUACCUUAUUGUGGGACGACUCAAGCUUAGACAUGGCCUUGACCGCCACACAAGCACCAACAAAAGACGAGGGGCGAGAAUGGUAUUUAUUCGCCAGAACAUUGUUAUCUAUGACGGGCCUUGAAAGCGAGGCCCAUCACGACUCGUUCUUCGCCAGGUGGCACUCGCCCGAGAGCCCAUUAGAUCCGUCCUUGAGAGACACGUACAUCGACUUGAAAAACGAUACGAACGAGGCUAGGCGGAGGCAGAAGAGGUCCAUGCAGAAGCUCGUCUUUGAUUGCUUGAACGUGGUACUGGUCGAGCUUGUGGGCCCAGGACAGCUGGCGGACGAGGUGUGGGCCCGCAUGAACUGUUGGUUUUCGGGGGACGAAAACGGGUUCGUGGUGGAGAGGGCAGUGAGGAAUGAGGUGGCGGGGAAGGGUUGGGUUGAGAAUUUGAGAUUUGAGAGGGACAUUUUGGGAAAAGAAAUUGAGGUUGUUCUGUUUGAGAUGCUUUUGGAGGAGGCUGUGAUUGAACUUGACAGGAUGCGCAGCGAAGACGGGAAGAUCUCGUUACAUUUUCCUUCCCCAAAUCGAUCACCACUGACGACCACCUUUUGUCUGCUGGUUGUUUACCGUCGUUCGGCAACAAGCUUAGAAGACGAUUGUUGGGCCGGCGUCGUCGAUUCCAAAGCAUUCAUAAUGGUACAAAUGACCGGCGACGGCGACGAGAUUUUUACAAAGGAAACUACUACUUCUGUUAAUAACUGCCAAGAGACUAAAUUUUCUGUGUCGAAACCUGCCGCAUCUGGAAACAUUGGUGAAAAUCAGGACCAGCCAAGCCCGAUAUCGGUCUUAGAUCCUACCUUUGAAUUAAAUGAACGCACAUCAAAAGUGUUCCCUCGUUAUGUCGAGCCCGACCCUCAUGGUACACUCCUUUCGCUAAUAUUUGCACUUAUUUAUUCGAUUAUUUUAUUUUUCAGAAGCUGCAAAUUACAAAACAUUGACCAAUUACCUAUCGUACAUGGGAUAACGUAU